Lampris incognitus (smalleye Pacific opah) is the source of this 2584-nucleotide messenger RNA. It is a transcript of the gene insig1, whose product is annotated as insulin induced gene 1. Gene Ontology annotation, biological process: cellular response to insulin stimulus; SREBP-SCAP complex retention in endoplasmic reticulum; cholesterol biosynthetic process. NCBI's taxonomy places the organism in Eukaryota, Metazoa, Chordata, Actinopteri, Lampriformes, Lampridae. The record is from RefSeq and is a predicted model, not a curated record. The coding region runs from base 101 to 931 and encodes 276 amino acids. Gene Ontology annotation, cellular component: SREBP-SCAP-Insig complex; endoplasmic reticulum. The transcript has 6 exons.
UGCCCGCUCUUAACGAUGAUGUGAACCAAUAACGCGCGAUAAGAGUCCGCGUUGUUUCGACAGAAAACAGUUGGCUUCCCGAUCAUUUUCCGAGACGCGGAUGAGCAGGACCGGAGGGGGACCGUCUCUCAGCCAGACCGUCGACACGCCUGGAGAUCAAGCCCUAAAGUGCCAAAUGCCAAGACUGGAGGACCACUGCUGGAGCUGCUCUUGUGCGUCAAGAGCAGAAUCUAAAAAUUCGUCCGGAGCGAACUGGGUCGCGUCAAAGGCCGAGGAGAUGAUGUCCAUCAUCACGACGGUGCUCCGCAACGCCUACGGGUCCCUGCACGACGUCCGGACGGCCAACUUGAUCCGACGGGGUCUCGUCCUCUUCACCGUCGGAGUAUUCCUCGCGCUGGUGCUCAACUUGCUGCAGAUCCAGAGAAAUGUGACUCUUUUCCCCGAGGAGGUGAUGACAACCCUGUUCUCGUCUGCCUGGUGGAUCCCGCCGUGCUGUGGCACAGGGGCCGCUGUCGUCGGACUGUUGUAUCCCUGCAUUGACAGCCACUUGGGAGAGCCACACAAAUUCAAGAGAGAGUGGGCCAGUGUUAUGAGAUGCAUCGCAGUCUUCGUUGGUAUCAACCAUGCGAGUGCUAAACUAGACUUUGCCAAUAAUGUCCAGCUGUCCAUGACACUAGCAGCCCUGUCCCUUGGUCUCUGGUGGACAUUUGACCGGUCGAGAAGUGGCUUUGGCCUGGGCAUUACCACUGCCUUCCUAGCUACAGUCAUCACCCAGCUGCUGGUCUACAAUGGAGUCUACCAGUACACGUCACCGGACUUCCUGUAUGUGCGCUCCUGGCUCCCGUGCAUAUUCUUCUCAGGAGGUGUUACUGUGGGCAACAUCGGCCGCCAGCUCGCCAUGGGUGGCGUUGAGAAGCCCCACAACGACUGAACGAAGGGCCGGAGCCACACGAAGUAUGGAAAAGAGAAGGACAGUCAACUUUAAAACAAAAAAACGCAAUCGAGACCGAAAAUGAGUUUAAAAAAAAAAGACUCGGUUUUGACUUUUUCCUCUUCCAUCGUUCUCAAAGUGCGGGUCUGAAAUCCCCUCGUGACUCAACGUGCCAUGUCCUCCGCACAACAUCAUGGCCAAACGACCCAUCCCUCCUUCCGCUGCUGUGCUCCAGUAGAUUAAGGACUUCCCUCGCCGUGGACGGGCCGACGCCGGUCGCCCCUCCGCUUCUUUUGAAGUGAAUAGUUGGUUGCUUUCAUUUUUAACAUUGGAAAGAGUGAGCUGCUUAGCGUUUGGGAGUUGAAUGUGGUUAAAGCGUGUGCGUGUGUUUGCGUGGAUGAAUCUCACUCGUAGCAGGACAGACUUGGGACGAAGCGUGGUGCUACCAAGCCAGAUUUUUAUUUUUUUUGUUUUGUUUUGCCUGAAUAUCAUAUGAUCAUAAAAGGGAAAUGUUUUAGGGUUGCGUCAAAGAAAAAUGUCUUUGCCCAAGUUGACGUGUAGCUCCGUGGUCAUCACCGUGGCACAGAUGAAAUCCGCUGUAUGUUCCCGACUGAACAAAACAAGUAUUAAUCUAGGGAGUCACUGAAAUUGUCCACGAUCAAAGAUCCCAAAGCAAACGUGCAACGCGACAAUGAAUAAUGCAGUUCUUCUUCUAUUUCGAUCACGGUCUUAGUUUAUCGAGGAGGGUGCCAUUUUGGUUGCUUUCGACAGAAUGGAAAGGAAUACAGGAAGAAGGUCAAUGGAUCCGGUUGAUUUUCACUAUUUCGAACAUGAUCAAUAUGUUGUUAGUGAGGACACCCCCCAAGACCGUUCCAAGUUUUGAAAGACCGGAAGUGAAUAAGCGGAGUAACGCAUGUGUGUCCACCUUCUUUAGGAUGUUGUCACACCGGUCCAACCCAUCCUAAAGACUCCCCUUUGUGACCCCUGGUGGCAGUGAUGGCUCUGUGGCCAUCUCGUUCGAAACGGCCUUUUUGAUUUGACAGGAAGACCUUCGAAGGUCAGAAAUAACUUAACUGGAUGAUUGUAAGACUUCUCCCAUUACGAAUGGUAUUUUCAGACUGUUGGAGAGGUAGUUUGGGAACAUACACCGAUCGAAGGAGAGGGCGGGACAUUGUUACUUCGGCCUCGAAGAUUUGCAAUCUGUGAUUGCCUUUGUAUUGUAGAAUCUAGUGCUUUUGUCACUAUACCAGUUUAGUUUUAUCAUUUGUACAAACAUAAUGACAUUAUUGCGUAUAUGUAUAAUGGCUUACGUGUGUAAUCAGACAGGUAUUACCAUACUAGACCUACGGUGUGUUAGUCAGCAGUUUAGGAGUCCCGGGGAUUAAGUGCAAUCAGAGUAUACGUGAGCCGAUUAUUCUUCCUUAUUUAUUAUUUCUGACAGCAGCUAGAGAAGUAACUCGUGGUAAUCCUAUACAGUGUGGGAGAGCAAUAACACCAGUGUUUUUGUGUUGUCGGAGAUUACAUGCCUUCUUAGUCGAUACCAAUGACUUCUCUCACCAGAGAGACAAAACGAGAAAACAUUACUGUGUCAAACUGUUGUAAAAAAAAAAAAAAAAAAUCUUGAGUAGUUCAAUUAAUAAAGGUUGAAUCUGA